Gossypium raimondii (Peruvian cotton) is the source of this 2077-nucleotide messenger RNA. Its product is annotated as pentatricopeptide repeat-containing protein At1g66345, mitochondrial. The record is from RefSeq and is a predicted model, not a curated record. NCBI's taxonomy places the organism in Eukaryota, Viridiplantae, Streptophyta, Magnoliopsida, Malvales, Malvaceae. Gene Ontology annotation, molecular function: protein binding.
GUCUUAUAAAAUUGGAGGAUGCCUCUUCAAAAAUUUCCUUGAAUAUCUCUCUUCACCCAAGCUCUCUCUUGCCUUCAGGUUUGCAGCAGACCAGGAAGUUAAAUAAGCAAGUACUGAAUGAAUAGGAAUCGGAUACAAAAGUCGAAGCAUAUCAUGUUGGGAGUAGAACGGUAUCUUAAUUUUUCAUUUGACAGAGCAAGUUGAAGAUGAUAUGAUAAUUGUGUCCAUGUUUGAGGUAUGCUAACAUCGACCGAUGCAUCUGUCAAUGGCUCUGUUGAGUAGAAAACUUCAUUCCGUUUUAGUUUCUUCAUCAAUCACCAACACUUCUUCAUUUGCAGUAACCAAAACCAUCAUUAUCCCCUCCCAAUUGCUCGUGCAAUCUAACAAUGACUCGAAUGUUAGUGUCAUCUCUGAUUUAUUCAAGAAAACCCAUAACUGGGAUACUCUCACUAGAACUUUAUCUUCAGUCCAAUUAACCCAUUCCCUUGUUCAACAAGUACUGCUCCAACUCAAGAUGCCCGAGCAUGCACGAUCAGCUUUAAAUUUCUUUUACUGGUCUGCAAAGACCCAAAACUUCCAACACCAGAUUGACUCUUACUGCAUUGCAAUUCAUAUUGUAGUUCAUGCCCAACAAUUAGCUGAAGCUAAGAUAUUGAUCCAAUCAGCUUUGAAAACAAGUGAAUCCAAUUCAACUAGAUUUUGUCUUGUGGAAUCUUUACUGGGUAGUUACAAAGUUGUUGAUUCGAGUCCUUUGGUGUUUGAUUUGUUGGUUCAGGCAUAUGCAAAGUUGAGAAUGUUUGAGGAUGGUUUUGAGGUUUCUUGUUACUUGGAGAACCAUGGGUUUUGUUUGAACUUGUCAAGUUUCAAUGCCUUGCUUCAUGGGAUGCAAAAAUCUGGUGAAAAUGCAAUGGUUUGGAAGGUUUAUGGGCAUAUGAUUCGCAAAAGGAAAUACCCCAAUGAAAUUACAGUAAGAACGAUGAUUGGUGCUUUGUGUAAAGAAGGGAAGUUGCAAGUUGUGGUGAAUUUGUUGGAUAGGAUUCAUGGUAAGAGAUGCUCUCCAAUAGUUAUUGUUAAUACGAAUUUGGUGUUUAAGGUUAUAGAAGAGGGUAGAAUUGAAGAGGGAAUGGAAUUAUUGAAGAGAAUGUUGCAAAAGAACUUGAUUCUCGAUACCAUUGCUUCCUCUUUCAUUGUUUAUACUAAAUUGAAGCUCGGGAAUUUGGAGUCAGCAUGGGAGGUGUAUGAUGAAAUGCUUAAGAGAGACUUUAGUGCCAACUCUUUUCUGUUUUCAUCCUUCAUAAAAGCAUAUUGUGAAAGAGGAAAAAUUCAAGAAGCAGAAAGCAUGUUGCAAGAUAUGAAAAAUAUGGGUUUGAAGCCAUAUGAUGAAACUUUUAACCAUUUGAUCGAGGCAUGUAGUAAAGCGGGCGAACUGGAUGCUGGUGUGAAACACUUCGAGGAAAUGAUCGGUAGGGGACUCGUUCCAAGUUGUUCCACUUUCAAUGAAAUGGUGAGAGGGCUUUGCGAAAGGGAUUCAGCAAAAGCUAAUGAGUUCUUAACUCUUGUUUUAGAUAAAGGACUUUCACCUAAUGAAGUCACAUACAUUCAUCUUAUGUCUGGUUAUGGAAAACAGGGGAACAUCCAACAAGUUCUCAAAUUAUACUAUGAAAUGGAGUAUAGGUCACUGUCUCCUGGAUUACCAGUUUUUACAACAUUGAUUAGAGGUCUUUGUGACUGUGGAAAAGUAGAGGAAGCUGAGAAGUAUCUAAGAAUAAUGAAAGGUCGUUCUAUAGGGUUGAGUGAAGAGAUAUAUGAAGCUUUAAUCACUGGUUACCUCAGAAAUGGCGACAAAACAAGGGCUGCUCUCCUUCAUAAUGAGAUGGUUGCAAGAGGAAUGAAGACGAUGAAAAUAAUAUGACCAGUAUUCAGUUUUAAUUUAGCAUUUUUAACACUAAAGUAAAAUUCAUUUCUCUUUCUUUUGUCGUUUAGUUUCAAGAAACCAAUGAAAACGAGGAUAUGAUCUGAAAAUAAUUACUAAAAAUUCUAUCACAAAUGUAUGUAUGAAAAUUAUGUAUUUAAAAUA